AUGGAUCGAACAUUUGCUGGCUUAGCUCUUUGGCUAUGGUUUCUACUGUCUUCUGCUACGGCUUCCAGCAGUUACAGUAGCAAUAGUCACCUGAAACGCUUUAGUAGAUCGCUUAUCUUUCCGCCCACCACACCGACACGUGUACAAUUUAUUGGCGGUAUCGGUAUACCUGUUGAUGGUUUACAUUUCGAAUCAGUUACCUCUGGCUAUGUGCUGAAAGCAGAAUACUUUCUGCCCACCAAUUCUACAGAGAUCACGCGCGUCUAUCUCAAACCGAUGACCGUAUCGGCCAGAGAGAAGGAGAUAAAUGGAAAUGAGCAGUUUGACUAUGGUGCCAUAUAUCGUUGGAUUAUUUAUCGUGGCAUUGAGAUGAUAUUGGACAAUAUGGGACUACCCGGACGGAGUUGCUUGCUACGAGUGAUUUGUGAACAUGCAGCUGUUCCCUUGAGCCAUGAAAGCGGUUUACUUGGCGAGAUUCUACACAUAAUAUUAACUCCAUCGAGUUCGAAUGACAAACUAACGCAUCGAAUGGAUGGUGAAUAUCAAGAGUCUGAACAUUAUGGCAAACGUGGUGGUGAUUGUAAUGCAGCCUAUGCCAAAAAGUGUUCAAAAUCACCCAUGGAUCUGAUUAGUAUUAUAAUGAAAGUGAAUAAAUGA
Molecule: messenger RNA, 657 nt
Organism: Drosophila willistoni
Lineage: Eukaryota; Metazoa; Arthropoda; Insecta; Diptera; Drosophilidae
Exons: 1
Coding region: 1-657 (218 amino acids)
Source: RefSeq, a predicted model, not a curated record